Molecule: messenger RNA, 354 nt
Organism: Ostreobium quekettii
Lineage: Eukaryota; Viridiplantae; Chlorophyta; Ulvophyceae; Bryopsidales; Ostreobiaceae
Source: the annotation of a GenBank genome assembly
AUGAAGCGGGACGGGCUGCGUUGUAGGGUGUACUACUCGCUGCUCGUGAUCGCGUACUUCGAGGCCGUGCUCUGGACAUCCUGCCUGUUUGUCUGCGACGCGGCGGUGAUCUCGGGAGGCCUCGCGGCGGAGUCCCACGACUACAUCCUCCGAGAGACCGUUAACCUCAAGCUGGUGGAGAGGCAGGGGGACGGCCAGGGGACGGAGCUGCCCGCCGGCCGCGAGCAGGAGCUCAAGAGGGCGGAUCUGCGGUGGGGAUCGGAGUCGGUGUGCGCGCUGCUUAGGAAGGAGCGCCUGGAGCCCGUCACGCCCGUCGUGCUGCAGCAGGCGAUCGUCGGGCUCAGCAACCUGCCG